This is a messenger RNA of Zea mays, 1232 nucleotides long. RefSeq names its product transmembrane 9 superfamily member 12. Gene Ontology annotation, biological process: protein localization to membrane. Gene Ontology annotation, molecular function: selenium binding. The coding region runs from base 1 to 897 and encodes 298 amino acids. The record is from RefSeq and is a predicted model, not a curated record. NCBI's taxonomy places the organism in Eukaryota, Viridiplantae, Streptophyta, Magnoliopsida, Poales, Poaceae. The transcript has 4 exons. Gene Ontology annotation, cellular component: membrane.
AUGGAUUUGGACCCCGACUCUCCUACAUACUCCCAGGUGAUCCACAGGCUCCCAGUCACCCACAUCGGCGAUGAGCUGCAUCACUCUGGCUGGAACUCGUGCAGCUCCUGCCAUGGUGAUCCAUCAGCAAAGCGUCACUUCCUGAUCCUUCCUUCAUUGUUGUCAGGACCUUGGUGCUGGGACCUCACUGCCAGGAUUAGUAGCUGCAAAGAGCUGACUGCCUGCUUCUUCCCUGGGAUUGUGUUCAUCAUCCUCACUGUGCUUAACUCCAUUCUGUGGGGCAAGAAGAGCACUGGAGCUCUACCCAUCUCACUGUUCUUCACCCUCCUGGCCCUGUGGUUCUGCAUCUCUGUGCCACUCACACUUAUUGGAGGCUUGCUAGGCACACGUGCUGCAAGCAUCGACUACCCUGUCCGAACCAACCAGAUCCCACGAGAGAUUCCUGAGCGCAAGUUCCCCUCAUGGUUGCUUGUGCUCGGUGCGGGAACAUUGCCAUUUGGUACUCUCUUCAUUGAGCUCUUCUUCAUCCUUUCCAGCAUUUGGUUGGGAAGGUUCUACUACGUCUUUGGCUUCCUGUUCAUUGUCCUCUUCCUGCUGGUCAUAGUCUGUGGUGAGGUUUCUCUGGUCCUGACCUACAUGCACCUUUGCGUGGAGGACUGGAAAUGGUGGUGGAAGGCCUUCUUUGCUUCUUGCUCUGUCGCAUUCUAUGUGUUCCUCUACUCUAUUAACUACCUGGUGUUCGAUCUCAGGAGCCUGAGCGGACCAGUUUCUGCCACACUCUACCUUGGCUAUUCCCUGAUCAUGGCCCUUGCAAUCUUGCUCUCCACUGGCGCCAUUGGUUUCCUGCUCUCCUUCUACUUCGUGCACUACCUCUUCUCGUUUGUGAAGAUUGAUUAGAGGUGUGCCCCGCUGCCUCUUUCUGCAAUAGAGUCAUCUGAUCAUGGUAAUAGUUACCCUCCUAGAAAUACUACACAAUAAAUCAAAUGGAAAAAAUGGAUACAUGGCAACGCCCAUGGCUUUUGGUCAUGAUUAAUUCAAUCAUUUAGCUCAGCACAGUCACUCAAGUUGAAACUUAAUUCUUAGGAAUGAUUGUAAGUUCUUCAGCUAUGUUUAUUGCACUUUGUAAUACCAUUCAGUUUUGCUUGCUCUGGGCAUUUGUGAGCAGCCUUUGGUUUUGGAACACUUGAGAUCUAUUCAAUAUGAAAAUGAAGCUAUUCAUUUACAGUUCGUUA